GUACUCAUCUACACCGGUGAAAUUCAAUAUAGAGUUUAUGUGUAUAGUUUACGGCAUAAACUCGUUAUAACGAGAGUUAACAACGUCGGUGAUGAUGAUAAUGAUGAUGUUAUGCUAUCGUGAUCGAUCAAUUCCUAAAGAUUCAAAUUUUAUGCAAUUAUUUUAUCAUUCAUUGAAAAAGUUUGCCGCUAUGUACAAAGUUUAUGUACAAUUGAUUUUGUCCGAGAUUAAUUUGGAACAAUUAAACGAGAUGAUGAAGUUAUCAUUAAAAACUAAUUAUAUUAAAAUUAUAUCCAAUCAAUCAAUUAAUCAUCGUUAUAUUUUUAAUAUAUUACAAAAGUAUAUGCAUUGUUUUAAAGAUGCAUUCUAUUCGAAUCAUAAUUUUAACAUAUUUCUAAAAUAUUUAAAGCAUUUUAUUAGCAUGCAAUAUGGUUGUGGUAUUGAACUAUCUUCAAUUUACCAUUCAUUUAAAGUACCGGAUGAUAGAUCAUCAAUAUGGCGACCGUAUUUUUAUUCACUCGUAUACACUUUAUUAAAUGGUAUAGUUGUCUUUUACUUGAAGAAAUAUUUUCGGUGGUGUGAAUUUAAUUCGGUUGUACCGACAGUAGCUUAUUUCACUUAUGAAUGUUGGAGAAAGAUGAGCAUUGAUUUUAUCAAUGAUUUAACUAAAAAUAAUAUAAUUCAAAAAAGAAAUCCUACUUUCUCAACAUCAGUAAUGUAUUCAAAUGAAUAUAUAAAUAGAACAUAUGUAUUAACACAUAGUAUUGGACGUUUAUCUAUGAAACGUUCUGGAAAAGCUUUUCGUUUAGUUAUUAAUGCUAAUUAUCAUUUAUUAUCAUCGAAGAAUUUAGUAAAUAAGCAAGAGUCAAAUUCAAACAUUCCACAUUCCAUUGAACAUUGUUUGAGUCUGAAUCAACGUUUAAAAUUAAACAAUGGUCUAUUUGAAUUUUUUCGAAAAUUAAGAAUUGAAUUUCCUGGUGUUUAUGCACCAUCUUUAUUAUCGACAAAAUCUGCAUUCAACACUUUAUUAUCAUUUCGUUCACUUGUUUAUUCAAUAGGAUUUCGUCGAUUUUGGAUUGCGAAAUUAGAUAUUUUGGAUUGUUUCAAUCAGAUUAAUCAUUCAAAAUUAUUAGAAAUAUUCUCUAAUAUAUUGAAUGAAGUCAGUGAUUAUAUGUAUCCAACACCAAAUAAACGUUUCCUUAUUCGUGAAUUGGAAUGGCUUUUAAAAGAAUCCAUCAUUUCUAUUGAUGGGAAAUUCUAUUCAUUUGUCAAAGGUAUACCUCAAGGAUCAUGUAUUAGUUCAGAUUUGGCUAAUAUUUAUUUAACUCAAUUAGAUCGUGAAUUAUACAACAACACACAAUUUAUUCUUUGGUCACCUCAUAAAUCAUUACAAAAUAAUGUAUUUAAAACAACGAAUAUACAUUUAAGUAAAUGUUCAACUAUUCUUCGUUAUUUAGAUGAUUAUUUGUGUAUAUCAACAUCUAAAAUUGAAUUACAAAAUGUAAUCAAGAAAAUCAAUACUAUACUUAACUCUUAUGGAUUAAAGUUGAAUGAACAAAAAUCAGAGACUAAUUUAAAUGACCCAAAUUUCCCUGUACAAUGGCUUGGGAUUGAAAUUCAUUCUAGUUUAGCAAUCACUUUACCUAAAACUGAUAGUCCACCAAAAUUUUGUCGAUUCUCUGGUCAACCGUUAUCAGCUAAUGGUUGUAUGCGACGAUUAUGCAAAUUUCGUCUUCAUUGUCCAAUUUGGCGUUUCACUUUUCACAAGAUAAUCUAUGAUAGUAACAUAAGACAAAAUAUAUUCAAUUGUAAGAAUGUCAAUAUCAGAAAAACUGAUUAUUUGUUGCAAAUUAACGCUAAUCGAUUGGGUAAUAGAAUAGCAGAUAUUGUAUGGAUAACUUUAAAAACUUCACCGGACAAAGAGAGAUUACUUCAACCGUCUAUUUGUCGAAGACUGGCACAAGCAGUAUUUAGGUGUAUAUCUGUGAAUAUUGGCUUCAGUCGAUUCUGGUUAUAUCAUAUAACUGUCAAUAGUUUCAUUAGACGUUUACUUCCGCAUAAAGGUGAAUUGAAAUGGUUGAUUGUUUGGAUGCAACAGUUCAGUAGUUUGAACAAAACAAAAUUUUUAUUUCAUCAUAAUAAAGACAUGUCACGGGAAAAGGCUAAAAGCGGUGAACAUAAUGAAGAACAAAAGUGUCAGUACGCAGUCUUUGUACAAAUGGAAAGUCUGAAUGAAAAAUUGAAACUACUAAAUUAUGAGAAAAAAUUUUGCAAGCGACGACAUCAAAAACCUAUCACAAGACAUUAUUUCGCAAUUCCGACUAAUCCUGGUGAACAGUUUCAUUGUUUCACUGCCUUAGCUGCAUGGUUGAUUUCACAGGUAAACUGUAAAAUUGAUCAACCACAAGAAUAUGAUGACCCAAAUGCAACAAUAUCAACUAUUCUAGAUGCUAUCAGAACUCUAGGGUAUAAUGUAGAGUUCCCACCCUUAAAAUUGAAAAGUGGAUGUGGUGAAUAUUGCAUUAAUGUUCUUAAUAUGCUGGCUGACGCAAGCCUUCAGGUUCAGAAUAUCAAGCUGUUACCACCUAAAUAUCCAGAAGAUGAAGUGAAUGAGUCUGGUGUCCAGGACGACGAGGCAUCGCAUACUGAUGAGGAAACAGAAGAGUGCGUCGGGGCACCAAUCGUUAGUCGGUUCAAAUAUAGUCUACCAGACUGCGAUGGAUUAGGAAAUUGCGAGGAACAAAGUGAUGAUGAUUACGACGAUGAUGAAGUGAUAGAUUUAAAAGGACUUAAUCUAAAAUCUGCCCAAACUCAUAGAACAGAUUUGACUGGAAAACAGACAGGACUUAAACCUACAGGCAAAACAGAUGAGAAAAGAUCAAAUAAUAAUGGAGUCUUGGAAUGCUCUACAGACCCAGCAGACUGGAAACUUGAAGUCGAACGAAUAUUACCACAAUUACGUGUCAAUGUUCACAGUGAUAUCAAGGACUGGAGAACUCAUCUAGAUCAAAUGAAGAAACUGAAAAUGGAGAUCGAAACCACGUUCCAGGAUGCUAAAUCGCAACUAGUCAGAUUACACAACGACCUGAAUUCUGAUGUUGAUAAAAUAAAUAACCGAGAGAAGUAUAUGAAUAAUCAAGUGGAGUCUUUGUUGGCUCAGUACAGAACUGUACAGGAUAACUUGAGGGACAUAACUGCCAGGUAUCGAGAAGCAAGUAGCGGGAUCGCUACUCGAAGUCGUACGCUAGCUGAAAUUAGUGAAGAGUUGGAACGCGUCAAAACAGAGAUGGACGAGAAGGGUUCAAGCAUGACAGAUAGUUCUUCUGUAGUGCGUAUAAAACAAGCUAUUCAACGUCUGAAGACAGAGAUUACUACAAUGGACAUCAGAACUGGUGUUUUAGAACACAUACUGCUAAGAACAUAUUUACGAGUUCGCGAAGAUAGUCAAAAACCAUUUUCUAAAGUAAUCGAACCGUCCAACGUAAAUGGGGCAUUUGUUUUCUGA
Messenger RNA from Schistosoma turkestanicum, 3505 nucleotides. The record is from the annotation of a GenBank genome assembly. NCBI's taxonomy places the organism in Eukaryota, Metazoa, Platyhelminthes, Trematoda, Strigeidida, Schistosomatidae.